Molecule: messenger RNA, 4315 nt
Organism: Vitrella brassicaformis
Lineage: Eukaryota; Vitrellaceae
Source: the annotation of a GenBank genome assembly
CACACAGCCGCGAAGCAGCAGGAGAUGGCCCGGCCUGUCUUGCCGCCUCACAGUGGCACUUACGGCGCCUUUGCAAUGGAGGAGUCGGAGUCUCAGAGUGACAGUGAUGGAAUGUGCGGAGGGCCAGCAAGGGCUCAAGUAGAAUGUUUGCCGCACCCAGAGGACAUCUUUGACAUGGGUAUGCCCUCAAAAGAGGAAAGCAGGCUCACUUCCCUUGUUUGUGUGAGACACUGUGGGCAUACACGCAACAUACAUGUGUUGUCAGACACCACUGAACUGGCUGCGGCUCUGGCUAAGGUCGAGCGGCUCCCAAUGGAUGGCAAGGGUCCAGUGCCCGACAUCGUCUACGUGGCAUCGCUCCUUCGCCGGGAGCUGGAGGAGCGCAAACUCAGCUGUGCCAUCAUGCAAGCCCUUGUGGCCCCACAGCACCGGCCAGCCGAGGUCUGCCAGGCAGCAGAGAACCGUGCGCUGCCAGAGCAGCCGGCACAAACAUCCCCUCCAUGGCCCACCCUUCGCCUCCCACCAAAGACAAGGCGAGUGCGCCGUCAUGCUGAGAGGCCUGGCGUCGGCUUGGCAUCACCGCGCCCAGCACAGGACCGGCAGCGGACAGGGAGGAGGACGCAUGGCGCCAAGGCGAGAAAGAGCUCAUCCCAGCAGUGGCGCCCGUCGCCUGUUGCGUUCGACUUUGUCAUCGUAAGACGACGCGUUGCACAAGCAUGAUUUCUGAGCCGAUAUAUGUUAUGAUUUGAUGGCUUUUGUCUUGGUGUCAGGGCAAGAGCUCUGUCCAAUCGGUGGCCAAGCCGAAAUUGGCUGUGAGACAAGACGACCAGGUCAUUGAAGACAAGCCAAGUCCAAGGCGGGCCGCCCCUGAGUCGCCUCGUGGUGUGAAAAAUCGGCCCAAGCCUCUUGCUAGGGGGCCACAAGAGCAUGGGGCUUCCAGCGCGCCCAUCCUCGAUAUAGCGACCGACCCAGCGGACGGGCCAGAACAGGCAGCGGUGGCCAGCGGGGGCGAGCCAGAAGAGACGCCAGAGGCGGCUGUCUCAAUUGAGGGGACACCCGGGAGUGACAUCACGACGGCCGCCGAUGACGCCCACGAUUUGUCCCGCGUCGAGACAUCUGACGCGCAGUGCAUUGGGCAAGAGGAGCCACCCCCUCCAGAACAAGUGUCGGCUUUGGGCUGCGGGGAAGAGGAAUCGGCGCGGGAGACACUGGAACGGCCAAAUGAGGUCAAUCUCGCCUCUUUUGCCACCCACAGCACGUCGCCGGCAGCUGUGUGUCCCUCAAUGGCGAUUGCGGCUCUGGACGCGGCUGCCCCCUCUUCCAGCACAAGUGACGAUAAGGGUUCAGAGGGGUCUGAGUGUCUCAUGGCGAUGAAAGUGGCAGCCGAGGGGGUUGUCAAGUGUAGCCCGCUGAGGGGACAGCGCGGCGAAAGAGAACAACAACACAAGGAGACACCGAGACGGACAAAGCCCGAGCCAACUGUAUCUGCCUCGGAGGAUGUCCCGUCUUGCUGCGUUGACGAUGAUGAUAGUGCGGAGCUCGACAAGCCAAGCUAUCCCACCCCUACUCUCGAGCCGAGACCCCCACAGGCAUCGCCCGAUGCAUCAGACCCCCCACAUGAGACAGCAGAAGGCGGGACGAAGGUCGAAAUUGUCACCCUACCACCAGCCAAGAAUGAUGAUGCUGCUCAACAAGAGAAAUACGAUGACAAGGAUGGCAAGGAACGCACCGAGGCGGCUCUUCCGGAGGGGAACACCAACCCCCGGAGGAAACGGAUGGCGGCACACGCCACAGCCAAGGCCCCGAGGACCCGGCCCACCAGUGCCCGUCCCGCCUUGAAUCCUCUGGCGAUCGACUGGAUGGGCAUCUCGCCCAGCAGCGUACUGGUGGACUACUCGAAUGAAUACCGGUCGAUAUCUGACAUUCUGUGCUGUGCGGACGCUUCGCGGAAGGAGUGGGUGUUGCGGGAGACGAUGCACCUGUUCAAGCACUUCUGUGAGGUCAUGCAGCCCCUGCAGGUCCAUUUAGACCGAUUCCAGGUGAACAAUUAGCCUAAACGCGUUUCAAUCCAGACGACAGACACAUUGCUUUCUUUCUCUUCUCUGUCUUUUCGUGUCAGGACGAUUCCUCAGGUCGUGCAGAUUCGCAGCGCGACAAGAGAGCCGAGAUGCGAGCCGCGUUGCAGACUUGCCUGCAGGCUCUGCCAGGCCCCUCGUCAUCCACUGGCCUCUACGGUCUUUUUCUCAGGGGCAUCCUGCAGCCCAUCGACCGCCCUCCUGCGAACGGCACUGACAAGGACACUGACCGCAAGCCGCUUGGCUACGCCACACUGGAGCGGCUGUUGUCGAGGGAAGAUGACUUGGUAGCGAGUGCCGUGCGGCAGCAGAUGGAGAAAGACCGACAAAGAGAAGAGAAGCCGCUGUCGGUGUACUCUUUGAGGUAUUAUCGCGUGGUCCAGCAUCGCACGGAGGUGUACGAUAUUGUCACAAGGUAUCUUGGCAGAAUUCGCGCAUACAUUCUCUGCCACUCCUGUCCGUGUCCCACUUACAACAUGUCUCUCUCUCUCUUUCUUAGGGCGUUGCAUCAGAAGGAUGGCUGGGAGGAGCUGCCUCACGGGCUGGGGCUUGGCCCGUGCUGGAACCUCCUGUGGACGUGGGGCCGUCCGCGCGUCGACUACUCUCGUCUCCUACAAUGGCAGAAGGUCAACCAUUACCCCCACUCCAGACACCUUACACGCAAGGACUACCUCAAGCGGUGCAUCGAGCGCUAUGUCAAGAUGGGCGGCAAGGCGGGAGAGGCCUUCCGCAUCAUGCCGCUCACCUUCACCCUGCCCAAGGAGUACGUGCCUUUUGUCGAGGCUUUCUCGGGGACGCCUGACGAGGAGAGGGACCACCGGCUGUGGAUCCUCAAGCCGGCGGGCAGCUCGCGCGGCCGUGGGAUUCAGAUCAUCAACGACCUGAGCGGUGUGACAUAUGGCGAGCAGAUGGUCAUCCAGGAGUAUAUUCGCAGGCCCUUGUUGCUGGAGGGCUUCAAAUUUGACCUCCGAGUCUAUGUGCUUGUGACGUCAUUCCAGCCUCUCGAAGCAUUUGUCUACAAGAGGGUACGAUUGCUUCCACCUUGUCAUGCAUAUCGCGUCUCUCUCUCUCUCUCUCUCUCCCUCUCUGUUGCCAUUCUGCAUUGACCAGGGGUUUGCCCGCAUCGCCACGGUGCUCUACUCGGCUGACCCGCGCGACAUCCACAACCGUUUUAUCCAUCUGACCAAUUCAUCCAUCCAGCGACACAACAUGCCCGACGCCACACAGCCCACCAGCAAGCAACACGAGACCGCACAGCCCCACGACGAGCCGAUCGACAGCCCGCCCCUCGAUGUGCUAUUCGGCGGCACCAAGAUUAGCCUGGAUGAUUUGACAACGAGGCUUGAGGCCAGAGGGAUCGACUGGGCUGAUCUCUGGAGACGCCUCUGCGACGUCGUUUUGAAGAGUCUCUGCUGCUGCCAGGACUUCAUCCCUCACCAGAGGAGCGCAUUCGAGCUGUUUGGCUACGACAUCCUAAUCGACGAGCGGCUGAAGCCUUGGCUGCUAGAGGUGAACGCGUCGCCGUCUCUGGGUCAGGAGCAUGUGCUCGACGAGAAGGUGAAACUGCCUCUCAUCUCCGACACCAUAGACCUGGUCGCCCCGUUGGCCUUUGACAGGCAGAAACUUGUACAGGUCCGUCACCAGGCCGGGCUGCUCAUACUCCACUUGCAGUGCCAAUGGUGUCUCUGUCUAUCUGCCGUUCGAUUCAUUCAGGUCCUUAGUCGCCGUCUGGAGGGCUCUCAGAAGACCUCAGCCAGCGUGACAGGCGUAUCGGUUUCUGGCUCGUCCAAAAUCCACCAGCAGCUCAUGGUCGACAUCAAUGCUGUCCUCAACAAAGCGCCCCUACGCCGGCCCGGCGAGCUGCCGGGCGAGCUGGCAAGACGGGGCGACUACGAGUGCAUAGCGCCGUCACGGGCAUGGGACGGUAUACUAAAGGUACGCAGAUGCAUCUUCGGCGCGACGUGACCAGAUGAGAUUACAGUCGUGUUGCCUCUCGCGCGUGCAUGGGAGCACUGAUAUUAGCUUUUGGUACACAUGUCUCUUCGUUGUACAUCCGUGUUACACACGCUUAUGUCAGACGCCUUUACUUCAUAGUGUGUGAUGGACGACACAUGGACCAGUCCCCUUCACGGUGCCUAGAGUCACAUGCUCAGCGCUUUUUGCUCACUCUCUUGACGGCGUCAUUAGCCGCCUGUGCAGCUCCAUUGCUGGCAAUAAAGGUGUAGUGCUUUAACAAGUAC